AUCUAAGCGUGCGUCGGAGUCAGCGCGGCGCGCUUCGGCGUCGCGACGCGGAAUUCGAACCUCCAGUACCGUCGAGACGGGCGUCCCGUCCGUGCGUCCUUUAUGUUAAACUUUACCUUCGGCUUACCCCUCGAUUACCGGCUACGUUUUCCAAAGAUUCCAAUUAAUCGGCAGAAAAUUUUUGACCACAUUCAUCCGCAAUUGAUGGUCGGAGUGACACGUCGCCGUGGCGAAUAACCAUGGAACUAAACGAAGAAAAAUAUUUCAUGUCUGUCCAGCUGAAACGGCAAUCGUUAUAACCGAAGCCAUUCAGUGAUAAUUGAAAAAAAUAAUGGUGACCGAACGUAAAAAUUCGAGUUGAAAUUAUCCCGAUCUGCAACGAAACGGUUAACAGGUGUUCAACGAUGUAAUGGAGUGAUUUACUCGUCACGUUAAAACAGUUUCAGCGAUAAUGCUGGAGAAAAAUUUCCCUCGUCACGAAAUUUUUUUAAGCGAGCGUGGGUGAAGCGGUGAACUUACGUGGGGCAAAACAGGAGAAAAAUUGAAGAACAAAAAUACAUACGUAGAAUUAGAGCUUUUGAAAAUGUGAACCGUAUCGAAGUGGGACUUGGAAGUCGACAAAAAAGAACGGGCUCGCGUUAUUUGAAAAAGUUAACUCACGAUGUACGAUUUCCCGUUUAGCGAGAAUGCUGGUGAAAAGAGCUCGUUAGAAACAUUAUCGAAUAAAAUGAAAUAAAUUAAAUUCGUAAAUCGUGAAAUAAGCAUACAUAAAAUGAAACUCGGAGCGAUUGUCAGUAACGGAGUGGUGUCUGUCGAGGUGACGAAGUUCGAGUGUAGUUGGGUGGUUGAGAAUUCUGUGAAUUCAAUCGAAAAAUUGAAUUGAAAAUGGUAGGUUCAAUAGAAUUGGAGUGGAGAUCGCGGUGGUUUAAAAAAUCGUCUGGUGUCAAUAUCGCAGAGUGGGGUCGCUUCUUGUGAAUAACCUAUGAAUUUAAUACGGAGUCGGAUUUGAACACCGGCGGCAGUGUGGUGAAAAAGUGUUCGUAGAUGUGUGCGAAGGGGUGAGAAAUCGGUGUGAACGAAAGCGAGAGAACCAGACCUUGUUAAACUCGUCGAUGCAUUAAACGGAAACAAGCUUCGAUGCUGUUACAAGGUAGAUGAUGUUCGCCGUACCACGCAACCUUCUAAAUUGAUGCCGGUAGUGCGGUGCUCCGAAAGAGCUUCAUUUAUUACACACGGUGCUCGGGUAUAAUAUUGCGAAACUAAUGAAGCGUGGGAUAGUUAAAACGCGAAAAAUGAGGCGAAGGAGCGUGCGUGGUGCAAAAUAGAUAAUUAUCAGAACGAUGCGUUCUAUCACCCGAACAAGGGGGCGGUCUUCAUUUCAACGGAAUAUCGAAGCGAUAUACACACCGAAGUGAUUUUCGCAACGACGUUAUGGAUUCAUUAUUGGUCACACGUCGAUAACUUCUCAGAUGCGAAGCAUAUUAAUAAAAUUAUCGAGAAGUGGUAACGCGUACUUUUUAGAAACACCUCGUUACUUAGUUUCCGAUCGAAUAAAAGAAAGAAAACCAUGAUCUCAUCAGAUAAAGCAAAUGAUGGAAUGGUUGAUAAAAAAAAUUAGAAACUAAAUUGAAGGUUUACAUAAAUUUCGCCGGCUAUGUGAACGGAAGAUGCGUUCGGAGAAAUGUCCCCCUUCUCCCCCAGACGCUGGAACUUCGAUUUUAUUUAAAUUUCUACGCAGAUAGAUAUUUCAAUGAAUUUUUGAAUAUUAACCCUGAUCAAGGGAAGCGCGAUUCGCAGUCGUCUCCGUAGAUAUAUAAAUGAUCGUAUAAUUGGUCCAAAGUUUUUUUUUUUCUUUACCUUUCUACGUUACCAAAAGGCGCGUUACGUGGUUAGAUUAUUGAACUAUUUGAACCGGCGAGAAAUAAUAAAUAAAUAGACGGAUCGGGAGAAAAUACAGUGACAUUCUAAGGUUCGAAUAACGUAUAAAAUAUGCAACGCGAGCGUUCAUAGGUGAAUUUCUUUGAGCGCGACUGUCUAGCGAAAAAGAUCGAGCGAUAGUUCUUUUAUCCGAGGGUUUUUAUCGGGGAGUGAAAAUUGCAAUAUCUUAUUCAAACGAACGCGGUCAAAGGAAUCGUUGAAAAUGCAAUCGCUCGAGGAGAUAUUUUACCCGACAUCGUGGCCAUUGAAUUACACCUCGACAGUAUUCGACAAUCUGACUGAAAAUAAUACAAAUACAACGGAAGCACCCUCGGGUGGAAAUCAGUGGCAUUUACCUUGGUGGCGUCAAAUGAUAUGGACCGUACUCUUCGCCGGCAUGAUCGUCGUGGCCACCGGCGGCAACCUCAUUGUAAUAUGGAUUGUUCUGGCUCACAAAAGGAUGAGGACGGUCACCAAUUACUUUCUGGUAAACCUUAGCAUUGCCGACGCCAUGGUCUCUACGCUGAACGUUAUCUUCAACUAUACCUACAUGCUGAAUAGCCACUGGCCCUUCGGAAACUUGUACUGCAAAAUUAGUCAGUUCAUAGCGGUUCUCACAAUUUGCGCGAGCGUCUUCACUCUCAUGGCGAUUUCCAUCGAUCGGUACAUGGCGAUCAUGAAUCCCCUGAGACCUCGAAUGGGUCGAAGAGCAACUUUGUGCAUCGCAGUUGCGAUUUGGAUGGUCGGUGCCGUAUUAUCUUUGCCAAUGUUGCUGUUUUACACGACCUUCACGCAAAACUUCGUCAACGGGGAGGUCAGAGUAAUUUGCUACAGUGAUUGGCCAAACAGAACCGACGAUGGCCUCAGUUACGGAGAAUAUUUGUACAACGUGAUAUUUAUGAUACUCACGUAUUUCCUUCCGAUUGGAUCAAUGACGUUUACAUAUGCCAGAGUUGGGCUUGAACUAUGGGGUUCCCAGAGCAUAGGGGAAGCGACGCAGCGGCAAUUGGAUAACAUUCGAAGCAAACGAAGGGUGGUCAAGAUGAUGAUUGUCGUAGUUGUAAUAUUUGCGGUAUGCUGGCUACCGUUCCACGUAUAUUUUAUCGUGACCUCCUCUUUACCGGAGAUCACGAACGAGCCAUACAUCCAAGAGGUUUUCUUGGCGAUCUACUGGCUAGCGAUGUCCAACAGCAUGUACAACCCCAUCAUUUAUUGUUGGAUGAAUUCGCGAUUUCGCCGGGGUUUCGCCCAAUUCUUCUCCUGGUGCCCGUGGGUUCGGGUCGCGCCUGAGCCCUCUUUGUCCCGAUCGGAAGCGGUCACGUCGCGAUACAGCUGUACCGGAAGUCCGGAGGGUAACGCAAGAAUAUCACGGAACGGGACGGUACGAAUUCCAUUGCAUCUUCAAUCGAGUCGAGGUGUGGUUGGUGGAAAUGGCGGAGGUACGAGAUUUCCGGCACAUCAUCGCGGUCACGGUAAAAGAUGGAGAACAUCGCAAAAUAGAGGACACGUAUCCUGACAAGAGCAAGAUUCCUCGCAACAGCAACAGCGUGUUCACACGUGGAUAUGAAAGUACAAUUUAGCGCGCCGCUGCGUUCCUUCGCGUUGUAUGCGCUCGUUUCGCGGCCAGCAGUUUUUGAUUUCGAGAGAGGAAGAAAAGACGAAAGAGAGGAAUACAUAAAUAAAGGAAUGAAAAGUUCCGCAACCAACCUACCGUAAUUAAACUUACCUGCAUAAGCGUUCGCCGUAAUACUUCGUUCUCACGAUGCAGAAGUUCAAGGUAUAAUUACAUUAAUCUUGCGGGGUGAAAAUUGUGUACAACUGAUCGUAUCUAAUUGUAGAGUACGAAACCUUAAUAACUGAAUCUUACGAACAGAAAUUUACUGAAAAAAAAAAACAUACAUAUAAAGGGCAUUUCACGUCGAACGGGCCACUUUUUCCAAAAUAUUCUUUAAACUCGAUGAAACCUUUUGACGUCUUUAGGGGUCUUAGAAACCAUGCUCAGACCACUUAAUCAUGUCAAGAAUCAAAAUUGCCAAAAGCUACGAUUCUAUGCAAAAAUUUCGGCUUUCGACGCUUCCGUUACUUCUUGAGAGGAAAGUCAUUUUUUUUUUGUAAUUUAAGAAAAAAUUCAAAAAUUGAAAAAAAAAAUCUACAAAUAAUCUAUGAAAAUAUGUUUAUGCCCAGAAAUAAUACCUACAUAAAUAAUAAACAAUUUGACGAAAAAUUUGGUGAUUUUUUCAUCACAUCUUGGCAUAGAACGGAUUUUCGGCCCAUUUUGAAAUUUACAGGGGUCAAAGUGGAACGAAAUAAGAUAAUUUUUGAGACUUCAACAAAAAAUUUUCAAACAUGGAGAGUUUUGAGAAAAAUGAAAUCGGAAUUUCUAAGACGUGUUUUCUUGGUCAUGCAUCUUGUUUAUAACAAAAUGGAUAAUUUUACGCAAAAGUCCGGGCAUAACUAGGAUUUUGAUGUGUCAAAUCCGUAAUUUUAUCAAUUAUUUUUGCUGUCGAGACCACCGGACCGGAAAUAUUGAAAAUAACGGAAGCGUCAAGGUUGCAAUGUUUUCAAAAAAUCUUAACUUUUGGAAAUUUUGAUUUUUGGCAUAAAUAAGUGGUCUGAGCAUGGUUUCCGAGACCCCUCAAGAUAUCAAAAAAGUCUCAUCAAGUUCAAAAAAUAUUUUGUAAAAAGAAGCCCGUUUGCCGUGGUAUGCCCCGUAUAUACAUUAAACCGUGUGAAAAAAAAAAAUUUCUUAUGAAUAAACGUAUCUCAAAAGUUUCUUUAUCGCAAAAAAACAAUUUGCCCUAAAUCGCCCCUCGAUAUUUCAAAAAUUAAGCUGCCGCUCAGGGGGGUCCCCUUUCGCAUUUAAAAUACAUACGUUGGAAAAACAAUUCAUUUUUGAUUUUCAAAAUAACCAUACCCAAGAAUUUUUUUCCCAAUUUUUGUUUAUGUACUAUCUUUUUAGGAAAACAAAUUCUCUGCAAAAUUGGUGUCUAUAGUAUUUAUUUUUUCAUUUUAACCCAAUAGAAAAAAAGGUAUGGAGCGUUAAACUCGAUAGAAAAAAAGUUCAAAAGGAAACAAAAAUUUUCUUUGACACGGUGUAAUAUGUAUACAUUGCUUACCAAUAAAUUGUAUAAGAAUCGGAUUCACGUUGCAGCAAUGAAAUCACUUUGCACGUGCAAGUAUAAAAGACCAAGGGCAAGCAACUGAUUCACACAUACGCUGUAAUUCGCAAUAUACAAAUAUACACGCUUCAUAUAGUAAAGUGAGAUUAUCAGAUGUAAAAAAAAAAAUAAUCCGUACGCAUAAAAACUAUUGGACCAAUGACAUAUGUAGGGACAUAUAUACACAUAAAUAAAAUAACUUUCAUAGAAUUGAGUAUCAUUUUUUCUAACCAAUUACCGAAAUUAUUUGAUGUUAGAUAUUACAUGUAUAAUAUACAUAUGUACGAUUGGAAAUGUAAAUGAAUCUCUUGUUAUAUGUUAAUCAUAAUAAUAAAAUUGAUAGCAAAAUUAUUUAUAAUAAUAAUAACAAUAACAACAAUAACAUCAACAAUAAUAACAAUCCUAACAUUAUUAAUAAUAAUAAUAAUGAUGAUGAUGAUGAUGAUGAUGAUGAUGAUGAUGAUGAUGAUAGUAAUGAAAUUAGUAAUAACGACUACAUUAAUCAUAAUAAUUAUAAUCAUAUUAGUAAUAACAAUAGAGGUGCAUCGCGCGUGGCAUUACUGACAAAACUUCACCACAUGAUAAUUUCAAGUCGUAGCUGAUGCGCUUAGCAAAUUGAAAAACAAUAAUUGAUGAACCAAAAAUCUAUUUAUUGCUUCGCGCCGUUAUGAGAUAAAAUAAAACACGGAUAUGAGAAAUUUGAACAAAAGUUUACAGCCUCACGUCACAAUGGACGUACGAAAGCAAAACAAAAAAAAAAACAAUUUAUCAAAAAAAUUUCCGUUCACAAGCUGGUUUGACAGGAUAUUUAUUCAAGUAGUAAACGUGGAGUACACAGAUACCAAAUACAAAUUCAAAAUGUGUCCUAAUACGUGACAAAUUUGCAGAAAUUAUUUCAUAUUGUGUAUGUAUAUAAUAUUUUUAGAGUUAAUACGAAACUAUGACACAAUGUAAGGUUUAAUAUGCGAUGCUAUUGUUCGCUGGUAUGUACGUAACCAUGUGUAGCAUACUGUAUAUGUUAUAUACAUAUCAUUAUAAAUCGAUGUCCAAUGUUGAUUUUCUAAUCCAACAAACAAUAAGCAUGUUCAACCCCAAGUGAGAUGACGGACCAUUAAUGGUGAAUCGUAACCGUGAAGGUCAUUAAGGAACAUGAUUAUUCAAUGACAAUAUUUUAUAAAUUCUCUGGUUGAUAAGUGAUAUGUACAUGUACGGAGUGACUAUCCCUCACUUUGAAUAAAGCACCCGUUUAAUAUAAAUGUAUAGAAUGUGAAUAUAUGAAGUGGGCAUUCCACUUGAAAGAAAUUAGUCAGGUCUUGGACAUUUUUCUGAAAUUUUACAUACGCAUAGCCCUUGAUAAGAUAGAUUUUUUUGACGGAGGGUUCAGUCAUUAAUUACACCAAAUUCACCGAGAAAUAUGUAUAUAUUUAAUCGAAAGGUUACGCAAGUUUUUUUAUUCAAUUUUUUACAAUGACGGAUAAACGUUUUUGCUCGAAGAUCCAACUCCUCGAGAUUAUAUCUGUGCAAAACUUCAAAAAUAUCGCUAAGACCGACUAAUUACUCCGUUCACGUGUAAUUUCUGAUAUACGAAUACAUAUACGAAAAUCCGCUUCUCUUAUGGUCUGAAAAUAUUACGCAAAUUGAUUUCCAUAACGUCAUGAUGUAAAAUACUAUUAAUAGUGCAUUUGGUAAAAUUUUCAGUACAAAUUCUCAGCUAUUAAUGCGGGUCAAAAAUACUCUGGGAAAACCAAACGCUUUCUAACAAAUAAUUGAAUGUGUAAUAAAGAAUGUUACUCUAAUUAUUACUACAAUAUAGUCAAUAGUGAAUGAAUUUAAAAAUAGCUUUUAAGAUUAGGUAUGUAUAAUAUAAAAUAUCCUACACGGUAAUUCGAUGAUAUAUAGGUUUAUGCAUAGGAAAGUAAACUUUAAAGUUUUGAAUAACGAUUAACGAUUUGCCGUCAUGUAUAUUCUAUAGAUUUUUAUUUACUACAUGUACGGGAAUAGAAAUGAAAUUUUGGAUAAUCCAUUGUUAUGCCGAUAUUUUUUUCUCAACGUGAUCCCACAAAAAUGAAUAGAUAUAUUUGAAUGACGGAAUGCAUGGAUAUGCACUAACUGUUGACCAAAAUCUUUCUCACAGGUAUAAAAGUUUUUGAUUUUCGACGCACGGUCAUCUAUGGAAUGACAAUGAAUAUUUCAAAAAAUUUGUAAAAAUCAUUCAACAAUCUCCAACUUGUAGACUGAUUUCUAAACAUGUAUGUCCUUGAUAGGAAAGUUCGGAAUCUCAAAUCGAUGAUGUAUAAGCCGUUUGCUGGCAUGCGGUAAUUAUAUUAACUCAACUAUUGUACAUUUAUUUUUAAAACUAAAAAUAAGCGCUUUGAGCAACAUUUGCAGAUGUAUGAAAAAAAUUUAUCAACAUCUUGUCUCCUAGGAAUAUAAUCAAUUGAAAAAUAUGUAUAACUAUCAGUAAUGUAACGACGUAUUCAAGUAUCUACUACGUAAAUUGAUUAUUCAGAAAUAUUCCUCGUGAUUUAUUGGAAAUGAAAAAGGCGGGCGGGGAAAAAAUAAAAAUUGCUACUCAAAUUAAACUGUAGUACGGUAAAAUAAAAACUGUAGAUUUAUGUAAGUCUUUUUUUAUAUGUAUGUAUUAUAAUAAUUGAAGCCAAAACUACUCCAAACCGCGAAAUUAAACGAAGUUACGUACACGAAGCGAAUAAUAUGCACUCGAGUAACAAACCUGUUCGAUUUUUAUUGAAAUAUUCCGAAAACUUUGAUAAACAAGUGUGUAAAAUAUUCCAUUUAUGAACAAACAGAAACUUCAGCCUUACCUACACACAGUAGCCGAUCUCACAUCAUUACGGCUGAUGCACGCAAGUUUAAUAUGAGAAACAUACCGACGUUAGACCCGAAUUCGAUGAGCGUACGAUAAGGGACUGAACGACCCAAUAGCAGAACUGCUCAAUACUUUGCUACUUAUGUAGUUUAGCAGACAAAAUCUAGCGUGUAAGUCGAUUACGUAUGUCUACAACAGCUAAUUGCGAUCCAAAUCAUAUAGUGAAGAAUGUAGAGGUACAACAUGAAUGCUUAUUGGUCGAUUAAAUUCGUCCCACCGAGGAAACCUAUCAACAUUACGUAUGGUUUAUAAAAGAGACUAUUUGUUUUUAAGGUACUCUUGAAUUGAAAUCUAAUUUAUACAUAAGUACAAUAAAUACUAUACAUGCGUAAGCAGUCAUAAUAUUAUAUACAUGAAUAAAUUCUGUACCUAACUGUAUAAUCAACUAUCGUGUACACCGCAUGACUGUAUCCUGGAAGAUGCAUUAAUAAAAUAUCUUAUUUUUUAAUCAAA
Athalia rosae (coleseed sawfly) is the source of this 8415-nucleotide messenger RNA. Its product is annotated as tachykinin-like peptides receptor 99D. The transcript is spliced from 8 exons. Gene Ontology annotation, molecular function: tachykinin receptor activity. Gene Ontology annotation, biological process: G protein-coupled receptor signaling pathway. The record is from RefSeq and is a predicted model, not a curated record. NCBI's taxonomy places the organism in Eukaryota, Metazoa, Arthropoda, Insecta, Hymenoptera, Athaliidae. The coding region runs from base 2141 to 3433 and encodes 430 amino acids. Gene Ontology annotation, cellular component: plasma membrane.